Mytilus trossulus (common blue mussel) is the source of this 897-nucleotide messenger RNA. RefSeq lists its product as uncharacterized. Bases 59 to 769 code for a protein of 236 amino acids. The transcript has a single exon. NCBI's taxonomy places the organism in Eukaryota, Metazoa, Mollusca, Bivalvia, Mytilida, Mytilidae. The record is from RefSeq and is a predicted model, not a curated record.
GAAGUGAUAUACUGUUUUAAAGUUAUAGUUUCGUAGGUAAAUACCUGAAUAAUGUGAAAUGGCUGCCGCUAUCAUUGGCAAAACAGAAGUAGGUGUGAAUGAAUUCGGACGAGAUGUGGAAGUUCCUGAAAAUCCAAUAGCAAAACUAAUGUACUAUUUUGAUAGUAUUUGCUAUGCAAUGGAUAUGGAUCGGCAGGCAAGUCCGGAUAAAAUAAAAAAGUUGAGAAAUUAUUCUCGGUACAGGCAGUUGACUGAUGAGGAAAGGGAUCUUCUUCUGUUGCUUUGCGUUCGAUUUUCUCCUGAUGAACUGAUAAACAAAUGUCUUUUUCUAGACGAAGAAAUGUGUGGCAACGACAUAAACAAGUUUUACAAACUAGGAGCUGUCCGUCAUCGCUUUUUGAUCACCGAAGAAAUCAUUAUUGGCGGCCAGACUACACAUGUCAAGCAAAUUUUAUGCUUUCGAAAAAUGUGGCUGGAAUACUGCUAUUUGGAACCAAUGAAGAAUGUGGAGAAAGAAUUGCGAUCUAUUGCUGGUAAACUUACGGGUAGACCUCAAUCUGGCGCAAACAGUGGACAACAAAUUGGAGCUGUUCAGCAGCGUCGACCUCAAUCCGGCGCAAACAGAGGACAACAAGCAGGAGCUGUUCAGCAGCGUAGACCAGCCCCGGAUGUUGCUGUACAACAACAAAGACGUCAGCAAAGGACACAACCUACCCCGGCAUCACCUCCGCCACAAGAAGAAAAGAAAAAAGAUUGCGUAGUGAUGUGACUGAAAUAUGCGGGUUCGAUUGACACUGGAAUUAUAACAGUAGAAGCUAUUUGGUAAUUGUUAUUUGGCUGGCAUACAUCUAUCUGGGAAAAAUAUAAUUUUGUAACUUAAUUAAUUUUUGAGAAAAC